GGCAAUCUCGACGGUCAAGGUGUUCAGGUUGUUGCUCAAUGAUCGUCCCUUCCCGUUGUGUCAUGUCGGAAGGUUGUUGGUGGUGUCUCUACAACCCCGCAAAAUGGAAGGGAGGGGAAUUUUUGGUGGAGACUUUUUGUGCGCUUGCCCGAGCGUCUAGACCACCACAGGGCAACGACGACGGUGAUGCCGGAUAGCAAUUUCUGCCCAACAGUCAGCGUUAUCCCGAGAGAAAAGGUCAAAACCACCAACCAUGAGCGCCCGAUCCCGAUCAUCGUCACCCGAGUUUGAUCCGUUGGCCUUCGACCAGGAUUUCACCCCCCUACCGGAGUACAAGGCACCUACCGACACGGCUCUCGACUUUGGUGGUCUUCUGCCCGAGCCUUUGAAGCUCCACGAAGAUUUAAAGACGGGAUGCGGAGGCCAGCUUUGGCCGGCCGGAAUGACCCUCGCCAAGCAUAUGCUGCGCUACCAUGGCGAUAAGCUGCAAAAGGCUCGGAUACUCGAGAUUGGCGCCGGCGGUGGCCUUGUCGGGCUUGCAGUUGCCAAAGGCUGCAGCUAUGAAACUCCCAUGUAUAUCACAGACCAACUGGAGAUGGAAGAGCUCAUGGCACACAACAUCACCCUGAAUGGCCUCAAUGACAAGGUCAAAUCCAUGAUCCUCAACUGGGGCGAGCCACUACCAGAGGAAAUCGUUGCUCUCAAGCCUGAUACUAUCCUGGCUGCUGAUUGCGUCUACUUCGAACCCGCCUUCCCGCUCCUCCUUCAGACCCUGAAGGAUCUAUUGGCCCUUGAACCCAACGCCACCGUUUACUUCUGUUUCAAGAAGAGACGCCGCGCAGACAUGCAGUUUCUCAAGGCUGCCAGAAAGACUUUCAAGAUCACCGAGCUUGAGGACGAAGACCGGCCCGUGUUCACCAGAGAAGGCUUGUUCCUCUACGCGUUUACCCGCAAAUAAGAAAUGAAAAAGGUUUCAGCACCUCAAAGUUCAGCCAGCAUCACCAAAGGAUCUUCAAAGAGGUCGUCUCCGCACCCAAAGGAUUCAAGCGAGGCAUUUUGUCAAGAAGCCUCCAAUCAACCGACGAUGGCAACCAACGUGGGACGCGGAGUUGACGUUUUCGCCAGAGU
Messenger RNA from Neurospora tetraspora, 1128 nucleotides. Its product is annotated as putative methyltransferase-domain-containing protein. The record is from RefSeq and is a predicted model, not a curated record. Gene Ontology annotation, molecular function: protein-lysine N-methyltransferase activity. NCBI's taxonomy places the organism in Eukaryota, Fungi, Ascomycota, Sordariomycetes, Sordariales, Sordariaceae. The coding region runs from base 254 to 958 and encodes 234 amino acids. The transcript is spliced from 3 exons. Gene Ontology annotation, cellular component: cytoplasm; cytosol. Gene Ontology annotation, biological process: peptidyl-lysine methylation.